Saccostrea cuccullata (small rock oyster) is the source of this 803-nucleotide messenger RNA. RefSeq lists its product as uncharacterized. The annotation marks the transcript as partial. NCBI's taxonomy places the organism in Eukaryota, Metazoa, Mollusca, Bivalvia, Ostreida, Ostreidae. The record is from RefSeq and is a predicted model, not a curated record. The transcript has 6 exons.
GCAACUGUUUGGAAACUGACGGGGAAACCCUUUAUUACGUCAAUUGUCUUGGAUUUUCAGCGGGUUGUCCUGACAAAGAUUAUCAAAGCAAUACAAUAUACCUGUAUCCUGCUUGUCAAAGCAUCAAUACAGAAAAUAAAUGUUUUCUUGCUGAAUCCUCAUGUCCUAAUAUCUCAUGGAGCACUGUUACCAGCAACACAUCAUUUGAUAUCCAAAUAACAACACCCGGGCCUCAAUAUGAAUCAUCGUAUGCAGCAGAGAUUGCAGGGGGUCUGACUGCUGCAGUGUUUAUACUUGCCGUUGUUUUGACAAUUGCUGUGGUCCUUUGGAGGAGAAUGAAGAAUAAAAAAAAUAAGGAACAAAAAGACAUACCAGCUGAAAAUGAGAUGCUGUUGCUAGCGGAGACGACACAAUCUCAAGUUAAUGCAACUGAGCAGAUUGAUCACAAUUCUCAAGAACAGAUCGCAAACAAGACAGAUGAGCAAAGUGACAAAAAUGCACAAGAUCAACUUGGCAACAGAACACAAGAGCGAACUGGCAACAGUACGCAGAAAAAAAUUGACAACAACACUCAGAUUCACGGAGGGAAAGACGGGGAAAUUGAAUCUACUUCCCCCUAUAAGCUACCACGGGGAGCUACUGAUCCUGAUUAUGAAGGUACCACACAGACAUUACUUUUCCAAAACUUAUUACUACAUACAGGUCGCCCAAUCAACAAGUACAUAACAAAUAUGCCGUCAUCGACAAUCUCUAUUCGGAAUAUUUCCGAACUGUUUACCGACAUGAAAGAAAAGCGUUCCUAA